GGGAACCUCUGGGCGAAGGCGGGGCCAGGGCGGAGUUGGAGAAAGGGGUGAGACCUGAGUGUUGAAGACGGCUGGUAGACCAGGAGCCGGAAAAGUUUAGUAGUGAGGCCUGAAGAUCUGACGCUGCCAGGGAAGAGGGCGAGACUCAAAUGAUCGACACAGAGACAGGGGUCGGAGGGUUAGAGGCCUUACAGGCUCCUGAGCACAAUCAUCAUGAGUGAUGUGGCCUGAGUGACUGACAGGAAAGCGGGCAAGACCUGCGUCUUGGAGCCUAGAGACCGGGAACCUGGUCAAAGUGUAGGGAUGUGCCCUGAGGGACAAGUUGGGGUAGGGUGAGGGGACAGGGACAGAACCUUAGUACACUAAGAGAAUGGAGCCUAAGUGUCUGAACAGCAGCUGAAUGGGGCCAUGAGGAAGAAGGCAUGACGGUAGUUGAUUGGGGCUAUGGGGAAGAACGCUCGAGCUUCGAGAGUCAGUCCCCGACCUCCGUCAGAAAUGGGGAACAUGCAGUCGGAGCCGUCCGCGGGCGGGGGCUCCCGAAAAGAGCAAGCCUCGGACCGCUCCUCUGACUCCCGCCGGACGUCCCUGGUGGAGCCCGAGGUGACCCCCUCCUCCCCAGCCAUGCGCCUGGCUCGCGGGCUGGGCGUCUGGUUCCCUGGCAGCUCCGCGCCCCCGGGAAUCCUGGUACCCCCGGAGCCCCAGGCCUCAACCUCGCCCCUACCCCUGACCUUACAACUGCCCUCGCCAGUGACGCCCCUUUCAGAGGAGGCGGCUGCGGCCGCGGUCUCCACACCACCCCCGCCCCCCGUGGGGACCCUGCUGCCCGCGCCGUCUAAGUGGCGAAAACCCACAGGCACUCCGGUGCCCCGGAUCCGCGGUCUGCUGGAGGCGAGCCAUCGCGGCCAGGGCGAUCCUCCGAGCCUCCGUCCGCUGCCGCCGCCGCCCCGGCAACUAACUGGAGAGGACCCCAGCUCUAUCCCGAGGGCCCCAUCCCCUACUCAGCCGCCCUUGGAGCCGCGGAAGCUGCCACCACCGCCACCUUCCGACCGGCAGCCCCCGGACCACAGAAUCAUUCCUGCUCUGGCCACACCCGCCAGACCCCCCACAGAAAGCCAGGUCGGGUACGGCAGCGAGGGCCAGACGGCCGUUGGAGCCCGCAGAGGGGCGCCUCCCCAAGCGGGCGAGGGCGAAAUGGUCCGGCCUACAGUCUCCGAGUCCGGCUUGAGUCUGCUGUGUAAAGUCACCUUCAAGUCGGGGCCCACUUUGGCCCCUCCGGCAGCCUCGAGUUCCUUAGCGGCCAAAGCCUCGCUCAGGGGCGGCGGAGGCGGAGAACUCUUCGCUGCCGCCUCGGGUUCCAUCUCUUACGCUGAGGUCCUGAAGCAGGGGCCCCUGGCCCCUCGGGCCGCUCGACCCUCGGGGGAGGUCCCUCGGGGGACUCAGGAAGCAGAAGGCGGUGAUGGAGACCGCGAGGGGUGUUCUGGACCCCCCUCGGCGCCUGUGUCCCACGCCAGGACCCUUCCGCCGCCACCGUACACCACCUUUCCAGGCUCGAAGCCCAAAUUUGACUGGGUGAGCCCUCCCGACGGCCCCGAACGCCACUUCCGUUUCAAUGGAGCCGGCGGCGGUGUCGGGGUGCCCCGACGGCGGGCGGCCGCGCUCUCAGGGCCCUGGGGCUCCCCACCGCCUCCGCCAGGGCAGACGCACCCAGCUCCCGGGCCCCGGAGGCCUGCACCGGCCCUGCUGGCGCCGCCUAUGUUCAUCUUCCCGGCGCCCACCAAUGGCGAGCCUGUGAGCCCAGGGCCGGGAGGCCCACAGGAGGUGCCACCACCGCCGCCGCCGCCCACGCCACCACCCACGCCGCCUCCCGCGCCGCCGCCGACACCACAGCCGCCCGUGCUCCAGCUAACGCCGCUGCCAGUGGCCCGCCCUCCCACCCCACGCCCGGGCCACUUGGAGGCGGCGCCUCUGGCUCCCGCCCCGGCUCCCACUCUGCCCCUCGCCUUGGCUGCCGACCAGGCCCCGGCCCCGGCCCCGGCCCCGGCCCCGGCCCCGACCCCGGCCCCGGCCCCGGCCCCGGCCCCGGCUCCCACCAUAGCGGAGCCAACGCUGCCUGCGCCCGCGCCCAUCAAGGCCCGCACGCGCAGGAGCAAGGGUCCCCGCGCAGCCCGAGGCGCGUUCCGUGAGGAUGGCGCACCCGGAGAUGGUCCUCGUGAACGUACUGCAGCUACCGUGACGGACAGUGGUGGUGGAGCGGGUGGUGGCGGCGGGACGCCUCCAGCGGGAAUGGCUAACACGGGCACCACACGCCACUGGCCGCCCUUCCAGGUGCUUAACUCUUGUCCCUGCAAGUGUUACUGCCGCCACCAGCCGCGUCAUCGCCGUCUACCACGCAACGUGUCUGCCUGGCUGAGCACGCCCACCAACCACCUGAGUGAGCCACCCUGGGUUGCCACCAUCAAGCUGGCUGGCUCGCUGGUGGCCGGGCUGGAGCACUACGACUUGCAGGCCACCCAUUCCAACUGAGUGCAGUCUGCUCAGUGCCCUCUGCCUCCCACUCCUUGACAAUAAAAUAACCAUCCAGAUGUCUAGCUACCUGUCAGUCACU
Zalophus californianus (California sea lion) is the source of this 2605-nucleotide messenger RNA. It is a transcript of the gene GGN, whose product is annotated as gametogenetin. Gene Ontology annotation, molecular function: ubiquitin protein ligase binding. NCBI's taxonomy places the organism in Eukaryota, Metazoa, Chordata, Mammalia, Carnivora, Otariidae. The record is from RefSeq and is a predicted model, not a curated record. Bases 445 to 2523 code for a protein of 692 amino acids. Gene Ontology annotation, biological process: gamete generation; double-strand break repair. The transcript has 4 exons.